UGUUUUUCACAUUAACAUUCAGCGGGCAUUUCAAACUUAAGCUAAACAGCAUGUUUAGUGCACGACGCGACGCAGCGACACGACGCGACGCAGCGACACGUUGUGAAGAGUCCUGCACGAGGUAUGAAACGUCCAUACAGCCCCUCACUCCUGCCCAACUCCGAGCUGGACAGGAGGGCGUUUGGCUUCGGGCUGGAAGUGCAGAUUGACGGCGAGUCUCGCUACCACGCCCGGGAUGAGGAUGCACGACCAGAUGAGCAGUCACCAGGGGGCGCCCUGCCUUCUGCACUCUGCAGACCCAAAAGGGAGAGAAAGCAGCGGAGCUACACAAUGUGUGAGGUCUGCAACAUCCAACUCAACUCUGCCGCACAGGCCCAGAUCCACUACAGCGGCAAAUCCCACCAGAAGAGACUCAAGCAGAUCCGUAAUGGGAAGAUGCCAAGUAAGACAGGUACGUCGGCCCAGGGCAACCCUCUUCUGGCUUCCCUGCCUAUGCCGGGGCGGCAUCUGCAGCCUCAGCUCAACCUCAAACAUCUCCUGCCCUUCAGACUCAAUGGAUCCUCCCCCCUCAACCUCUUCCCUAACUUUAAUACGAUGGACCCUGUCCAGAAGGCAGUGAUCAACCACACGUUCGGUGUCCCUCAGCCCCUCAAGAAGAAACAGAUUAUCUCCUGCAACAUUUGCCACCUGCGCUUUAACUCAACGAACCAAGCAGAGGCACACUAUAAGGGCCACAAGCACACCCGGAAGCUCAAAGCCAUGGAGUCCCAGAAGAACAGGCAGCGACGAGCCGGGGACGGCUCAUCCACAAGACGGGAGAGAGACCGGGAACGAGAUCGGGAAAGGAAAAAGACGUCCACCAAAGAGGCAGCUCUUCCCAUGCUCAUGGAUACAAGCUCAGUGGAGAGAGCAAGUCUUCAAUCUGACCAAGAACCAGCCAACCUGGUGACGAAGCUUUACGAGAGUUCCAGGAGCUCACUUAUGCUGACGCCAGUAUCCGAGGUUUCCUCUGUGGAGUUGGUCACCCUUUCCUCUCAUCAGAUUUCGCCUUCCUCACAGCUCUCGGAGACAGCCUCAGACAGCAGCGCCACAGAAGUCACUGAAGCUAUUGAGGCUGCGGGCACGAUCACUCAGUCAGGCAUCGUAAGCGUGUCCAUCGUAAAGGAGGAUCUGCGUACGGAUGAGGACCCUGACUCCAAGAAGAGCAAGGCUCACCUCCAUUGUCCUGUCUGUAAAGUCACAGUCAACUCCACCUCCCAGCUGGAAGCACAUAACAGCGGUACGAAGCACAAGCUGAUGCUGGAAGGUCACAGCGUUCUGCCUCGGCGCAGGGGGAAGGUGUUGGCAGCUCGUGCGGGCUGCAAGAGCAAGAGGCUGGCUAGCAAAGGCAGCGUCGGGGUGCCCAGCAAGAACUUUCAGUGUGAAGUGUGUGAGAUCUUUGUGAACUCUGAGACCCAGCUUAGCCAACACAUGAAUAGCAGAAGGCACAAGGAUAGGCUGGCCGGAAAACCACCCAAACCCAAAUUUACCCCCCACAGCAAGAGCCAGCCGAGCACCAGCUUAGCGAACGUGAGAUGGAGUAGCUAUGCAGGCGUGGCUGUGUCUGCCAUGAAGAAAGCGUUCAGCCAGUACAAUCUCACCUCCCUCUCCAUGCAGUCUCACCGUUUCCCCUCCUGUCCUCUGCAGACCAAACUGGCCUUGCAAAAGCAUCUGACCAAGAGCUUGACAGCUGGCUUCCUGCCCAGCCCGCUCAACCAGCCAACUCUGUGCACAAUGGCGACUAACCCACUGGCUCUGCGCCACCCAGUGGGCACCACCACCUUCAUCCAGAACCCCUUCCUGGGCCCUGCACUGUUUCGGCCUGCCCCGGGGCCGCUGCGGGCCACGCACGCACCCAUCAUCUUCUCCCCUUACUAAAGACUCAACCCACUUCCCAUCUGAGCUCCACCCUCGUCCCUUUACCAAACCCCAGGCCCUCCUUUAGUGUGACCCACAUGACAAGGCCACACGCACACUAUGCAGCCCGCCUGACUUACAUUGGAAAGAGUGCACAAGUCCUGAUGCUCAGGAGGCCAUUAUAGGCCUGAGAGCUGUUCCUAUCAUAAAGGCCAAGACCCCCGCCCCCCCUCCCCCCAUCAUGCCUUCUUUCUGCUCCUCUUAUCAUGACCUAAGGAGCAGGACAGGCCUCCAGACAGUGACUGGUGCACAGAGGCCGCUUUUAUAGCCAUUUCAUGGGUCAUCAUGGUUUGGAUUAUGGAUAUUAUCGUGUAAUUUAUUAGAGAACAAAUAUAGACAUGUCUAGAUGUUUAGUGUGGUUGCCACAAAAUAAGGUCCCUUUACUUGAUGCUCUUUUAAAACGUUUUUAAAGUUAUUGGUUUGGGGGUUUCACGAAAGUCGGGAGGAUCAAAAGUCAUUAAAGCAGUUGAGGCAUCGUCCUGUUAUCAACUAACACGCUUAAAGGAUCAUCUGAGGUCUGUUUAUCUUUGAUAUGGCAUCUAUGAGUCCUCACUGUGGGUGGUAUGUGAAGCUAUAACUGUGUGUCCAUAUAUUUAACCCCCCCCCCCCCCCCCCCCCCCCAUUUUGCACCUCUAGCUGUUUUCUCAAGCCCUUAACUGGUCACUUUUCCUUCUGAGUCACAGCCACAGUCAUAGCCCUCAAGAUUUGUUUCCCUUUCCUGUAUCCUCAGGAUCUCGCUCUCAUUAAGAUCAAGAGAAGGUCAGCUUGUCAACUUGACUUUGUUUCAAUGAUUUAGUUCAUGCAAUGCAGCUUUAACACCAUGUCCUCGCCAAAGCUAACAGCAGCUAUGGAUGUCUUACGUUGCAAAAUGCCAUUAUUUCUUCUUUUCCUUCCUCCUCUUCUUCGCUGUCACUUCGCUGUUGCCCUUGGUUUUUUUCAUGCGGCGUGAUGAUAAUGAUGAUCGGGGAAGAAAGGUUCCCGCCCAGCACACGCACACACAAUUAGACUUGAUUUCAGAGCUUGGUGAAAAGUUUGAAUGACGGUGGGGGGGGGGGGGGGUGAUUGACAUCCUGUUGCAGCGUCGACGCACAGCGUGGGAGGGAACAAAGCACAGUGCCAUGGCAACCACAUUAAAAGCGUCUUAAAACUGAUUUACUUACAAAAGCAAUGAAAAUGGUGUUGAUAUUCGCCUUUGUUUGGCCCCAGGUGUUUGUUUGUACAAUCCCAUUUCUGUUUCAUUUGAAAGAAAAAAAACAAAAAAAAACAAUCAGGUGAGAACAACCACAUUAUGGUUUAUCAAUAAGUCUCACAUUUAAAGCAAUACAUUCAGUAAGUUUGUGUUUAUGAUGUGUUUUCAGUGUGUCGAUGGCUUUAUCUAUUCUAUACUGUACACACCUGUAACCAUGUAUUAUGUGCUCCAACACAGCCAAGGGUCCACUCUGAGCGGAGGGUUGUAAGGGCCUCCAUGCUCGAUGCUCAUGGUCCGUCUCCACAUGUUGCGACUCUAUGCCGAGCCGCUCCACUUGCAGCGGCUCCCGCGCUGCCCGAGAGGCUGCUUCAGCGCCAUAUGACAUUGCUGUUUCACUUUCCAGUGGAGCGGGAGAACUUUUGUAUGACUUCCACUGAGCAAAACAACGUUACGUCAGAGACAAGUGUUUGGGAUAAGUGUCACAAGUGCAACAUUAACUGCCCCCCCCCCCCCUCCCCCCAGGAUAUCUACUGACAGUCAAACCCUCCCUCUGACAGAAUGGACUGUUGGCAAGGUCUCAUAAGGACUCGGAGCGUACACGUCCUUCCUUCAACACUCAUACCAAAUCAUGUACUACUUAAAUUUCAGUAAUGGAGUAAAUCCUAUGCAUCUCUCAUUGUGCAAUAUGUAGAGUCGUCUGUGAUGCAGCAGUGCCAUCUGUCGUGAAAACCCUGUAAUUGCCAUCCAGUACUAGUGCUUCUUCAAAACCUUUGAUC
Cottoperca gobio is the source of this 3921-nucleotide messenger RNA. RefSeq names its product zinc finger protein 385C (gene znf385c). NCBI's taxonomy places the organism in Eukaryota, Metazoa, Chordata, Actinopteri, Perciformes, Bovichtidae. Gene Ontology annotation, cellular component: nucleus. Gene Ontology annotation, molecular function: zinc ion binding; nucleic acid binding. The record is from RefSeq and is a predicted model, not a curated record. Bases 124 to 1917 code for a protein of 597 amino acids. The transcript is spliced from 10 exons.